Amaranthus tricolor (Joseph's coat) is the source of this 2061-nucleotide messenger RNA. RefSeq lists its product as uncharacterized. Lineage: Eukaryota; Viridiplantae; Streptophyta; Magnoliopsida; Caryophyllales; Amaranthaceae. Gene Ontology annotation, biological process: rRNA base methylation. The transcript is spliced from 7 exons. The record is from RefSeq and is a predicted model, not a curated record. Gene Ontology annotation, molecular function: 23S rRNA (adenine(1618)-N(6))-methyltransferase activity. Bases 255 to 1661 code for a protein of 468 amino acids. Gene Ontology annotation, cellular component: nucleus.
CCUGGAUCACAAUUUUAAUAAAAACCUUCAACACAAACCACGAAGAUCCAACACUAUUAAUUUUUCCUUUUUUCUCUUCAGUAAAUUCAGCGCGAGCGAAAAAUUAAGAGAUAGAGGAAAGAAGACAAACCAAAUUGACGAAGAAAAAUCGCCGGCGAAUUCACCGGUGAAAAUAAUUACCGGGAACCGGUAGAAGGAGGAUUUCCCGGUUGAAGAGAGAGAAAUAGUCUCUAAACGAAUGAGUGCAGAAAAAGAUGGGGAGCAAGAAGCGGAAACGAGGUUGCGGUGGUGAGAGAAGAAGCAUACAUCCACGCAAUCGAUACGCAGACAAUCCUCCAGAUUUCUCUCUAUUAGCUUCUUUAUACCCUUCUUUCUCUUCCUUUGUUCAUUACUCUCCUGAUGGUCGACCCUCCAUUGAUUGGACUGAUUUCAAUGCUACUCGUGAACUCACUCGUACCCUCCUUCUCCACGAUUAUUCCCUCAAUUGGUGGAUUCCUGAUGGGCAGCUGUGUCCAACUGUGCCUAAUAGGUCAAAUUACAUACAUUGGAUUGAAGAUCUUAUAGCAUCUGAUAUUAUUGAGAAAAACAUUGUUGAUGGUGAUAAAGUAAGAGGGUUUGAUAUUGGAACUGGAGCAAAUUGUAUCUACCCUCUUCUUGGUGCAUCUCUUUUAGGCUGGAGUUUUGUUGGAUCAGACAUAACUGAUGUAGCAUUAGAGUGGGCAGAGAAGAAUGUUAAAAGUAAUCCACAUAUUUCAGAAUUAAUUGACAUUAGAAGGGUUGAUAUAGCUGAGCAUGCCGAUAGUUGUGGUACGAUUCAUUUAGAUGGUAGCACUAGUGAUAAUUGCCGAAAGGGGGAUGACCAUGAUGAUUUGAGUAAACGUGAAACGAGAAAUUUUGAUGAUUCUGCAUUCACGAAUACCGAGGAUAGAUUAGAUAAUGCAAACUCAUUGGUAAACGAACAAAUGGAAGGUAUAAAUGAAAGAAUAAAUGUUGAAGCACAUGCUCAUUCCUCAAGCUACCCCAAUAAACCCUACGUUGAUAAGGGUUAUCUUGGGCCAUCUUUCCUUUUUGGCGUGGUCAAAGAAGGAGAGAACUUUGAUUUUUGUAUGUGCAACCCUCCAUUUUUUGAAACCAUGGAUGAAGCAGGAUUGAAUCCAAAGACUUCAUGUCUAAUUCUUUUAAACCCACUAUACCACCCUUCCGUUGGUGUUUUUGUUAUGCUGUCCACUGAUUUGAUUCCGAAAUUUAUGGGUUUUCAGGGGCUUCAGCGUCAAACAAGUGCUUUUGAUGUUUUGCAGUCAAUAGAAUAUUUUUUCAAUUACUUUGGUGCAUCCUGCAAAUCCAAUGAUUCAGCAUUCUCAGUUGAUGUAAGUUCAUCUGAGAAUCAGUGUGAUACUAUAUUGAAGAUUGAUGUCAAAAUGCUUGAUGAAACUUCUACUUUCCUGCGUAUGAAUGAAGCAUCUGAGAGUGCAAGCUGUUCAAAUAGUCCAAUGAACUUGUCUUUUCGUGUCAUGGUUUUCCAGCAGAUCCCCGGUACACUAUUACUGAAAGCAUCCUUACAGCUGAGAAACAGUUCACUCUCAGGAGUAUUCACAUCUGUGAUUCAACAAUUGGAAGAAUACCUGAAGCACAAAUUUUGUGGCAAGAAACUCUGCUUGUGAGCUCCUUAUAUUGCAGUUGAUCUUGCUUAAUUAAGUGUUUAAUAUUUCAAAUGAAUACAACCAGAAGGAAAGACAAUACUCUAGUGAACCUUACAUGGUAGGAUAGAGUUACAUAAGAAACAUGAUUUGUUUGGGAAUUUGGACAGUAAUCUAUGGACGGAAUCGAGAUUGACAAUGUCAUUGCAUUUACAAAAGCUGAAUCUCUGGACAAGUUUUGAGCAAUUCAUUUCAUGCUAACGUGUUUGUGGGUAGAGGCAGACCGAGCUUCUGUAAUGGCAGUGCCUCAAAGCCUAUAAUGAAACCUGUUUGUACUAAUUACAUGAAGUAUUUGUUUAUUUUUUCGAUGAAAAUUUAUGUACAUUUACAAUUUUGCGGAAGGCUCAGGAAGUCUCAGAUCCAA